This is a messenger RNA of Solanum tuberosum (potato), 456 nucleotides long. RefSeq names its product probable purine permease 9. The record is from RefSeq and is a predicted model, not a curated record. Gene Ontology annotation, cellular component: membrane. NCBI's taxonomy places the organism in Eukaryota, Viridiplantae, Streptophyta, Magnoliopsida, Solanales, Solanaceae. Bases 1 to 456 code for a protein of 151 amino acids. The transcript has a single exon. Gene Ontology annotation, molecular function: purine nucleoside transmembrane transporter activity.
AUGACAAUUUAUGAGUCCUUAGUGGCGUCCUUCGCGAAUUUGGUGGUGAUUUCUGCAAGUGGAGAGUGGAGGAAUUUGAGGCAAGAGAUGAAUAAUUUUGGACUUGGGAAGAAAUCAUAUGUUAUGACGUUGAUUGGGACAGCAAUUUCUUGGCAAUUUUUCACAGUUGGUUCAACUGGAUUGAUUUUCAAGGUGUCUUCAUUGUUCUCCAAUGUGAUUGGCAUUCUUGGGGCACCUGUUUUCUCUAUUUUGUUUCUUCAUGAGAAGAUGAGUGGUGUUAAAGUGAUCUCUAUGUUUUUGGCUAUGUGGAAUUUCUUGUCAUAUAUGUAUCAGCAUUACCUUGAUGGUUUGGAAAAUAAGGCUGAGAAAAGUCUGGUGCGUGAAGUAUCUUGUGUUCAGGCAGAGUCUCAUGAAGGAUCGCAUCCAGAGGGGUGUGCUGUAGACAGCUUAUCCUGA